AUGUCUCGCAGCUUUUCCGGUUCUCCGGUCUCAAGUGGGCUAGGGAGACAAUUGCACUCAACAGACGACAAAACCGAGGUAGAAAACAAAGGAUCUAAGCAAGUUUCAUUUGUAGGUCUGAUCAACGAUGCCCGAUUCUCAGAUGUUCAAGUCGUCGUUGGUCCAGAGGAGGCAGUAUACAGUCUCCAUCGAAACUUUUUGGCCUACCGCUCUGAUUUCUUUAGCCGCGUUCUUGAUCCUAAAUGGAAAGAAUCUAAAGACGGGAUGGUCAGACUUCCGGAGAUACACCCACCGGCUUUCCUAGCAGUGUUGACUUGGAUCUAUGGCGGCGCAUUCUCGAUUAUCAACCAUACCGAAUAUCUUGCGGAGAUAUACAAGGCGGUGGAUUACUUACAAAUCCCGGACUUCAAAGAAUGUUUCUUUGAACAACUUAUUUCGGCAGUCGCGAAGGAUUCUUCGACAUCAACAAGGCGAGCUGUGACUCAAUGCAUUAUUCCGAACGCUUUCACGUUGUUGGGGAAGUUUCUAGCGGCAGCACCGGAAACAGAUCAUCCUACCCUUCAACAGUUGGCAAUCACACUUACUGCCUUUUUUGAGGUCCCCUGGGAAGAAAUUCAUCCAUUUGUGGCUCAAGAAUCUGAAGGCGUAAAUGCGAAAGUGUUGUUUUAUAUGGUAGCAGUUGGAUUGGAUGUUUCUGAUGGGAAGAAAAACAUACCAAAAGUAUUGGGAGGGCCGGAUAUAUUGAAGGGUUUAGCGAAGGCAAAGACUCGGGGGGAAACUCUUUCAAGUGUCAGUUCUGGGUUUCGGUUAGAGUCUCGAAAUUAUUCUUUCGGCGGGGCAGGCUAA
Messenger RNA from Orbilia oligospora ATCC 24927, 846 nucleotides. RefSeq lists its product as uncharacterized. The transcript has 2 exons. The coding region runs from base 1 to 846 and encodes 281 amino acids. NCBI's taxonomy places the organism in Eukaryota, Fungi, Ascomycota, Orbiliomycetes, Orbiliales, Orbiliaceae. The record is from RefSeq and is a predicted model, not a curated record. Gene Ontology annotation, molecular function: protein binding.